Cuscuta campestris is the source of this 2314-nucleotide messenger RNA. Lineage: Eukaryota; Viridiplantae; Streptophyta; Magnoliopsida; Solanales; Convolvulaceae. The record is from the annotation of a GenBank genome assembly.
AAUACACCAAACUAAUAACUGGUGUAAGUAAUUGGUGUCAUUUUAGACGCUCUCAUCAUUAAAAUUUGUGCAUUUGAAUUAGAAAAAUAAGAAUAAAAUUAUUUAUGGAAGACUUAGCAGAAGAAAGGGAAAAACAGGAGUUUUGCGAGGACAGGAAAUUCGUGGGAGAUGAAAGAAGAAUGAAGAUAGUGACGUACAACGUGAACGGCCUCAGGCCUCGAAUCUCACAGUUCGGUUCUCUUCCCAACCUCCUCAAUUCUCUCGACGCCGAUAUCAUCUGCUUUCAGGAGACGAAGCUUUCGAGGCCAGACCUUCGGGCGGAUUUGGUUAGGGCUGAUGGCUACGAAUCAUUCUUCACCUGUACUCGAACUUCCCACAAAGGCCGAUCCGCCGGCUAUUCCGGUAUUGCUACAUUUUGCCGUGUGAAGUCUGCGAUUUCUAGCAAUGAAGUAGCAUUACCCAUUGCCGCGGAGGAGGGAUUUACAGGACUUCUUCGGGAUUCUCAAGGACAUCGGUCCAGAAAGGAUGACUGUUCUUUGAUAGCAGAAGGGCUUGAGGGAUUUUCUAGGGACGAACUUCUCGAAGUUGAUUGCGAGGGGCGUUGUAUAAUCACAGACCAUGGCCAUUUUCGUGAGUGCCGAUCAUUGAUAUUUCUAUUCAACAUAUAUGGUCCCAGGGCCGCUUCAGAUGAUUCUGAAAGGAUCCAAUUUAAGCUCAUGUUUUUCAAAAUAUUAGAGAGAAGAUGGGAUUGUCUACUACGCCAAGGACGGAGGAUUAUUGUUGUUGGGGAUCUUAACAUUUCUCCUGCUUGCAUUGAUUGCUGUGAUGCAUCGCCUGACUUUGAGAAAAACGAGUUUAGAAGAUGGUUUAGAUCUUUAUUAGUGCAGAGUGGUGGGCAUUUCUUGGACGUCUUCAGAUCAAAAUUUCCUGAUAGAAGAGAAGCCUAUACAUGUUGGUCAACUAGUACUGGUGCUGCAGAAUUUAACUAUGGGACAAGGAUUGACCAUAUUCUUAGUGCAGGGUCAUGCUUACAUGAAGAUCAUGAUCUAGAAGGCCAUGACUUUGUCACAUGUCAUAUUCAAGAGUGUGACAUACUGGUGCAAUACCAAAGGUGGAAACCAGGAAAUACACCAAGAUGGAAAGGAGAGAGGAAUAUCAAGUUAGAAGGCUCAGACCAUGUUCCUGUUUAUGCCACAUUAAUGGGACUCCCAGAGGUGUCACAGCAUAGCACUCCCUCAUUAUCUACCAGAUACCAUCCUCAGGUCUCUGGGUAUCAGCAAACUCUCGUAUCAAUGUUAUCGAGGAGGGAAUCAUUAAAUCAAAUUAGUAUUGACGGUGGAUCAACUUCAUCAUCGGACAAAAGUGUUACUGAUACAAACACGAUUCACGAUAGUCAUUCAAGAUUUGAGAGCACUCAGAGCAGCAAUAAAAAAGCAAGACACAGUCGGAGGUCGCAGCUUACGCUCAAGUCUUUUUUCCAGAAAGUUCCGAGUGGGAUUUUAGAUGGCAAGAGUAUGAGCGGACAUUACAACUCUAAUUCCCUUCCAAAUGCUACUGAAAGUAGUAAGUCUGUGGAAUGGAAUUUGAAUGAGAGUGAAUCUACUCAAGAGGAAGGUCUGCUUGAAGUAUGUAGCACUCUAGAUGAUGAAACGAAGAGGAGUGAUGCAUCAGAGGAGUGGCAGAGGAUCCGACAAUUCAUGCAGAACAGUGUGCCGAUUUGCAAGGGCCAUAAGGAGCCUUGUGUUUCUAGGCUUGUUAAGAAAGCAGGCUCAAAUCUAGGACGUAGGUUUUAUGUCUGCGCCCGUGCUGAGGGACCAACAUCCAAUCCUGAAGCAAACUGUGGUUACUUUAAGUGGGCAUCUUCAAAACCCAAAGGCAAAAGCUAGUAGUAACCGUUUCCAUCUUGACACACAAGAGUCUAAGGAAGGCUUCUAACAAAAUUGUCUUUCAGGUCAGCAAAUUUUAGAAAUCUUCUGUGCUAUACCGAAUUUCAUGAUUGCUUUCAUAAUUAUUCAAAAAGUGUUUCUUUUAGAGAAACGCCUGAGCUUGAUGUAUCCAAUGAGUGUUUUGUUCUCCACCUAAAGAAAGUUCUAAUGAAACUCGUGGGAUGCUAAGAUCUAUGAAUCUCACCACCCAGACCCUGUACAGAGCUUGUUCUUUAAGAGCUCGCAUGAAGGCUUUUGAGGAUUAUUUUGAAAAAUCUAUAUACCCGUAGUGUUCAAAAUUGAUAUCCUUAGCUUUUGGUUUUCUAAUUCCUUGGUUUUUGAAUUGUAGAAGCAUGUGACCAUAUUGUUUAGACUUUAGGGUUAUGGUG